UAGGACAUUUCAGAGUUCCGACUAGCACAUGAACACGGCAUAACAUCAGCCAUCCAGGCAGGAUGCGGGCUCUGAUUACAUCCGAACGUUCAAGCGUAACUGACGUAUAUGGCUUCAUCAUUAUCGUAUUUCACCGCUCAAAAUAUGAUAUUUUUCAACAUUUCUUUGGUUUCUAUCAUUCGUUUUAUUAGGCUAAUAAUCUCUCGUCAUAAUUUGCAUUCAUGACACGAUCGGAGAUUUGAAGUUGUGGUUUGAUAUUCAAAACAGGCGUCUGUUUUGCGGUUAGACAAGUAGAUUUACUCACCUACAGUAUGUCGAGUCUGUAUUGUUUUGACUCUCGAGAGAUAAAUAGGAGUGCUCCGCCGGUGAUCCGACCGCCGAGUCCCCUGUCCUCCGUAUCCAAUGGCAUCUCUUUCCAGAUCCAGAUCGGGCUGAGCCGCGAGCCCGUUCUUUUGGACUCUGUCGACUUCAGUCUCGCUCAAGUCCGGGAGAUGGCAUGUUACAUCGUGGACCAGAAGUUACCUGAGUGUGGCUUCUAUGGAAUGUAUGAUAAGAUCCUGCUGUUCCGCCAUGUCCCAGACUCAGAGAACAUCCUCCAGCUGGUGAAAUGUGCUACAGACAUCACAGAGGGAGACCUGGUGGAGGUGGUGCUAUCAGCCUCUGCAACAGUGGAGGACUUCCAAAUCCGUCCCCAUGCCUUGUUUGUCCACUCCUACCGGGCCCCUGCCUUCUGUGACCACUGUGGAGAGAUGCUGUGGGGCCUGGUGAGACAGGGCCUCAAGUGUGAAGGUUGUGGUCUGAACUAUCACAAGCGCUGUGCGUUUAAAAUCCCAAAUAACUGCAGUGGUAUCCGCAAGCGGAGGUUGUCCAAUGUCUCUCUGACCGGCUUGACCACCCUGACCACCACACGGUCCAAUGAGCCUUCGCCUUUCACCUCCGACGAGGCCUUACUGUCUUCUGUCACCUCCGGCAUGGAGCAGAAGGCACAGUCAGACAUCUUUCCCGGCAGAGAGAGAAGGUCCUCUUCCUACACCGGCCGGCCCAUAGAGUUAGACAAAAUCCUCCUGUCCAAAGUCAAGGUGCCUCAUACGUUUGUCGUCCACUCCUACACACGCCCCACCGUCUGCCAACACUGCAAGAAGCUACUCAAGGGUCUGUUCCGUCAAGGCCUGCAAUGCAAAGAUUGCAAAUUCAACUGUCAUAAACGAUGUGCGCCCAAAGUGCCAAACAACUGCCUUGGAGAAGUGUCUAAAAAUGGAGAACUACUGAGCCCAGGGGCAGAGUCUGAUUUGGUGAUGGGGCAGGGUUGUGACGACCACGACAGUGACAGGAACAGUGGUCUCAUGGAUGACAUGGAGGAGGCCGUGGUGACUGACACUGGCCUGCUGGAGGCUGGCCAUGGGGAAAUGGGAGAGCUCCACGACCCAGAGGACGACUCCAACAAGGCUAUAAGCCCAUCUACUAGCAACAACAUCCCGCUGAUGCGAGUGGUCCAGUCAGUCAAACACACCAAGAGGAAAAGCAGUAAUGUCAUGAAGGAAGGUUGGCUAGUGCACUUCACCAGUAAAGACACUCUGAGGAAAAGACACUACUGGAGACUGGACAGCAAAUGCAUCACGCUUUUCCAGAAUGACACAGGAAGCAAAUACUACAAGGAAAUUCCAUUGUCAGAGGUGUUGUCUCUGGACCCAGCCAAGACCUUCAACCUGCUGUCUGAGGGCUCCAACGCCCACUGCUUUGAGAUCACUACGGCCAGUCUGGUCUACUACGUAGGGGAGAACCUGGCAAGGCCGGAGGGCCCGGGGAGCAUGUCGGCCCACGGCAGUAUGCUGGUCAGUGGGGUUGGGCCGGACGUCGCCCGUAUGUGGGAGAUCGCCAUCCAGCACGCCCUCAUGCCCGCCAUCUCAAAAGGACUGUCGCACGGGUCACGCCACGGUGGCCACAAUUAUGUUUCCAUCAGCAUUUCAGUGUCCAACUGCCAGAUUCAAGAGAACGUGGAUAUCAGCUCAGUGUAUCAGAUAUUCCCGGAUGAAGUCCUAGGAUCGGGGCAAUUUGGGAUUGUUUAUGGAGGAAAGCACCGAAAAACUGGCCGGGAUGUAGCAAUUAAGAUCAUUGACAAGUUACGCUUCCCCACCAAGCAGGAGAGCCAGCUACGCAAUGAGGUCGCCAUCCUUCAGAACCUGCAUCACCCUGGGGUAGUGAACCUGGAGUGCAUGUUUGAGACGCCGGAGCGCGUCUUCGUCGUCAUGGAGAAGCUCCAUGGAGACAUGCUGGAGAUGAUCCUGUCCAGUGAGAAGGGGAGGCUGCCUGAACGCAUCACCAAAUUCUUUGUCUCACAGAUUCUUCAGGCUCUUCAUCAUCUCCACUUCAAGAACAUCGUCCACUGUGACCUCAAACCAGAGAACGUCUUGCUGGGGUCCUCUGACGCUUUUCCACAAGUGAAGUUGUGCGACUUUGGCUUUGCCCGCAUCAUUGGAGAAAAGUCUUUCCGUCGGUCAGUGGUGGGCACUCCGGCCUACCUGGCCCCUGAGGUCCUAAGGAACAAAGGCUACAACCGCUCCCUGGACAUGUGGUCUGUGGGGGUCAUCAUCUACGUCAGCCUCAGUGGUACCUUCCCAUUCAACGAGGACGAGGACAUUCACGACCAGAUCCAGAACGCUGCCUUCAUGUACCCACCCCACCCCUGGAAGAAGGUGUCCCAGGAAGCAAUUGACCUCAUUAAUAACUUGCUGCAAGUCAAGAUGAGGAAGCGCUACAGCGUGGACAAGUCUCUCAGCCAUCCGUGGUUACAGGACUACCAAAUGUGGCUGGAUCUGCGUAGCCUAGAGUGGAAGAUGCACCAGCGCUACAUCACGCACGAGAGCGAUGACACCCGCUGGGAACGCCACGCCGAACAGCACGGCCUGACGUACCCUGCCCACCUGGUCAACCCGCACGCCGACGUCAGCGAGGGGGUGGAGUCGGAGGAGGCGGACACCAUGACGGCCCUCAGCAUCAGGGUCAAUAGUGUAAACGCUGGGCUGCUGCCCCAUUAAGAGUCAGCAUGCUGCAGUACUGUACACUGCUGCUACCACCCCCUUAAGAGCCUGCUCACUCCCUCCACAACACACCACAGCACAACGGACUGACUGACCCCUCCACUCCCAGCCAGGAACUAGGAGCUCCAAACCCUGCCUUUAAACUAACUGCCUAAUGAACAAAUAUUCUCAUUUCCAAUAGUCUGUAUAUCAGUCAACCAGGUGUAUUGCCUUACUGCUUAAUGUAAGUGAAUCUAAUGACUAAUACUGUAAUACUCUGGGUAUGAGGGAUCAUCCAGGUGUACUGCAUGUUAAGUCAACAGCAGCAACCAAUCACUUCAAAAAAGCAUUUUUUCUUGAUGAUGUGGCCGGGGACACUUUGCUUCUUGAAUGUCCAAUAUCUUGAAAACUUGACUGCUGACAUCCAAAACAUUUUGGGACUAGUUUUUGAUAGUUUUUGAGUGGAUUUCCACUUGAAGUCAAGAGCAGAAACCAAUCCACCCCCAAAAGCCUAAUGAUUUAGUCAAAACUAAAUUAUGUGAUUGGGUGCAACCCAACGAGAGAGCUCAGGACAAACCUGUGCCACUCAGUGAGAACGGAUAUUAUUAUUAUUACUAUUAUUACUAGUAUUAUUACUAAAGUAUGAUGAAAAUUCACAGAAAACCAGUAAAGCUGGAUGGUGGAAAGACAAAGACCGAGGGGGGUGAUACCCCAUUGUAGGCUGGAUGUGUGUGGAGGCAGAAUCCCGAGGCCUGGAUACAGAGAAACAGUGAAGGUAGAAUACCUGUAAGCAUCUGACCUCGUCAACAGCUAGCUGCUUUUCUAGUCUAGUGUUGAAACUGUUCAUGAUGUGAUGCUGAAUGUUGAAUCGUAUGUUGGCUACUGUACAGUAUGCUUGUGCUCUUUGCGCAAUUGCAACCAGCCUUUAAUGCAUUAUUGCCUGCAGGGAAGAAAUAAUUUUCUCUGGCUACAUAUUUAAAUAAAGAUGUUUCAAAGCAGA
This is a messenger RNA of Oncorhynchus mykiss (rainbow trout), 4017 nucleotides long. It is a transcript of the gene prkd1, whose product is annotated as protein kinase D1. Gene Ontology annotation, molecular function: protein serine/threonine kinase activity; ATP binding. NCBI's taxonomy places the organism in Eukaryota, Metazoa, Chordata, Actinopteri, Salmoniformes, Salmonidae. Gene Ontology annotation, biological process: protein phosphorylation; intracellular signal transduction; phospholipase C-activating G protein-coupled receptor signaling pathway. Gene Ontology annotation, cellular component: cytosol. The record is from RefSeq and is a predicted model, not a curated record.